AUGCGCGGGGGUUACGGCGCGCCGGGGAGGGGGAACGAGGAGUGCGUGUACGGGGAAGACGAGGAGGGGGAGGAGGAGGAAGGCCGGGAACGGAGCUUGCGCGCGGGGAUACUGAGAGGCGCGGCGGCGCUGAGAGAGCGGCAAGCGGGCUCGUCGGACGACGGCGCAAGCACCUCCCCCACGUCGAUAGGCUCCCCCGGGGUUCUGCCCGCGGGUGGCGGAGGAUUAGGGGCCGUUGGCGGGGGAUCUGAGCCGUCGAAUCGUCCGAGCACGGCGAGCAGCACCAGCAGCACCAUGAGCGGCGGCGGCGGGGGGUUCGGCGGAGGGUUUGGCGGAGCGGGGAGUAGCAGCAGCAGCAGCAGCACGGGGGUGACGGUCAUCCGCGGAGUUAUGGCGGGCGGGUCUGUGGGUAGAAGCGGGGGAACAACCCUAGCGGGGAAGCAGGUGGUGAUUCGGAUUCGACCCAGAGGCGGCUCCAUAGACGCGUCGCACGGAGUGGGUUCCACCAGCAGCGGCGGCGGCGGAGGCGGCGGAGGCGACGGCGGCGGCGGCGCGGACGUAGGCAGUGGCGCGGCGGCAGCGGGUUUCACGGCGACGGUGACGGCUGUGCUUCCGGCAGGCGCGGGGUCCCCCCGUUCCCCGUCCAGCGCGCGCAGACGGGAGGCGGGGGGGGCAAGCACGCCUGGCGCGGGCGGAGGGAGGCUAGAGGGGGUAGGUAGGCACACAUUCGCAGCAGGUAGCACAGGCGGGGACGCUGCUGCGGAAGGCGGGUAUUCCCGUGAGGCCAACCUCACUCUCCCUGGCAAGCGAACCGACGCCUCUUCCGAGCCUAGGUUCAAAGGUGUGACGCGGCUAGGCUCGGUGGCGGCUGCCGAAGCAGCAGCCGCGGCAAUCGCGGUGGCAGACGCGGCGGCUGUAGCGCAGGCGGGGAAGGCGGGGUGGGAGCCGCCUCUCAGCCCCACAGGGGUGCCUGUCAUCCCCCCGGAGGGCCGUCUGAGCAGCGAGGGAGACGUUUUCCUUGAGUAUCUGCGGAAGGCGGGCGAGGGGAGGGCAGCUGCGCAGUAUGAUGUUGCCGUGUGCUACGGCGGGGGCUUUGGCGUGAAGCAGGAUAAGUCCCUCGCCGCGUACUGGUUCAGAAAGGCGGCGGAACAGGGGUUGGCGCGCGCACAGUACGCCCUAGCAGAGUGCUACGAGACAGGCGCGGGCGUGGAGAGAGACGAAGAGGAGGCGUUUCGGUGGUUCUUCCGGGCGGCAAGCUUCGGCAGCGGGAAGUACCUGGUGAAACUGGGGCUGUGCUUUGAGCGGGGGUUUGGAGUGACGGAGUGUCCCGUAGCAGCGCUGUACUGGUACCACAAGGCGGCGGAGCAGGGGCCCAAGUUUGCCGCGCAGGUGGAGAAGCGCAUGGAGGUGCUGCAGCGGCAGCGGGAGGAGGAGAUCAUGAGCGCGCGCGGGGAGGGCGUGCCGGUGGAGUGUAUUUGUCCGUUGACGGGGAGGGUGAUGGAGGAUCCUGUGGAGCUGCCUGAGACGGCCGUGUGCUGUGAGCGCGCCCAGGUGAAGACGUUCUGGGACCACUGCGAACUGCGUUGCCCCGUUACCAACCAGCGUAAUCGGCAGGCGGAGCAGGAGGCGCUACAGGGGCCACUGGGGCCUCCAAUACAAGCCGCUCUCUUUCUCCCCCUCCCUCCCUCCCUCUCCCCUCCCCUCCCCUCCCCUCCCCUCCCCUCCCCUCCCCUCCCCUCCCCUCCCCUCCCCUCCCCUCUCUCUCCCCCCCUCCAGCGCAAGCGGCAGGGGGAGCAGGAGGCACUACAGGGGCCAACGGGGCCUCGGGCGUCCACCUGUCAGGCAGUGGUCAGCGAUGAGUGGGGGGCGGAAGGGGAAGAUGAGAGGGAGCACGGCAGGGCUUAUGGGCCGCACGAGGAGGAGGACGAGGACGAGGAGGAAGGGGAGGAGGGUGUGGGGGAUGGGGUUGGAGAGAGGAGGAGGAGGGGGGAGGAGAGGAGGGACAGGCACAGUGAUAGUGACACUGGUUCGUCGUAUGUUAGUGAUGAGGAUUAUGAUGAUGAUUAUGAUGAUGGGGAGGAGCGGAGGAGUUACAGGCACAAGAAGAAAACGUAUGAUGAUGAUGACAAGUAUGAUGACGAGGAUAAGGAUUAUACUUCUAGUGAGUACGACAGCAGCGAGGAUAGAUCGUCAGACAGCGAGGGGUACAGGGAGGGGGGAGGCAGGGAGAGGAGCAGGAAGGGGGCAGACCGUAGGAGUAGUAGCCCUAGGAAGGGGUCAGGGAGGGGGCGGGGUAGCAGCAGCAGGGGGAGAAAGGAUGAAGGUGGGUCUGAAUACAGUGACAGUGACUAUAGCCGUAGUGACUCUGACGAGGGGGAAGGCGACGAGGCGGGCAAACAUGGCAGGGGCAGGUCCGGCCGAGUGGCGGACAGGAGCAGCCGAGACACGAGCUUUAAGUCAAGAGAGGGAGACAGUGAGGAGGGCGAGGAGGGAGAGGAGGGAGAGGAGGUGGCAGUGGGCCGAGCGUUGGCGCAUGAUUCAUCCCGCGACCUGUCUCACAGCUACAGCCGUGGCUCCUCCUCCCGCGCGUACAGUGAGAGCGUGCCAUCUGAGCCGUCCAUGCGGCGAGAUGCGUCCCUGGAUGAGCCGGGGAGAGUCAAGGUGUCCAUGCCCCGCGGUGGGUCCGUUGGUGGGUCUGUGAGAGGGGAGGGUGUUGUGAGGAACGAAGGGUACUUGUCUGGUGAGGAGGACGGAGACGGGGGCGAGGGGCUUGGUGUGAGAAAAGGCGAGGAGGAAGAGGGUGAUGAGAGGGAAUGGAAGGGUGAGGAGCUGAAGGGAAGUGUGGGCGGAGUGGGAGUGGGUGAGGUUGAGGGGCUGGGGAUUGGUGGGGUUCAGACGGGGGAGUCAGGAGAAGGGUUGGAAGCGGAGGGGUGGGAGGAGGAGGAGGAGGGGGAGGGGGAGAAGAGGGAUCCGACGGAGCUGUUGCUGGAGGAGCUGGCUCAGGCCGAGCUGGACUAUGGCUUCCCCGGGGCCAAUGUGAGUCCGAGCACGGUGAGUCGGUGGAACAGCACGCGCGAGGACAGCCUGCAGGCCGUCAAGAGUGUUGUGGCCGAGGCGGAGCCAGUGAUCGACUGUGGGCCGCGGUGGGCCCUCCUCGCACGGUACCUCGAGGUGCUGGAGAAGCUGCUGCUCGUCUUUGAGGUGCCUGAGUCUUCUUCAGAAGUCUACUUCCCCCUUGUCCCCCCUUGUCCCCCCUUUCCAUCCCCCCCCUGGCAGGCGGAGCCAGUGAUCGACUGUGGGCCGCGGUGGGCGCUGGCACGGUACCUCGAGGUGCUCGAGAAGCUGCUGCUCGUGCAGCGGGAAGCUGCGCAGAACCUUCUGGGGUCGUGCGCGGGCGGCACAGGCGGCUCGGGCAGGGGAGCGGGCGAGGGCGAGGGCGAGGGGGAGGUGUGGGAGGCGGUGGAGGCGUUGGAGGGGCUGUGUGCGCGGGGGGUGCAGCAGCUGCUGGACGACUUCAGGGCCGCGCUGCUCGCCUGCAGGUACGUCUGCUCAGCAGCGGCGGCUGUGUGUGUGUGUGCGGGGGGUGCAGCAGCUGCUCUGCUCGAUGGCUUCACGGCCGCUCUCCUCUCCUCGCCUGUAGCAGAGCUGCACGAGGCGGCAGCGGCGGCAGCAGCCCACUCCUCCCGCUCCUCCUCCUCCGCCCACCAGGUCCCCGCGCACGCGCCCCCCGCCUCCUCUCCCUCCACCUCCGCCUCCCCCGCCCCUGCCGUCACCACCCUCUCCUCCAAGUCCGGCCCGCUUCCCACCUCCACUGCGAAGACCAAGGGGCACGCGCACAAGGGGGGUGGGGGGUCUGCGAGGGAAGGUGGGGAGGAUGGGGGGAGGCACUCCGCCCCCUUCCCCUCGCCUGCCCAUGCUGAUCGGCAUGGUUCUUCUGGUGCUGCUGGUGCUGGUGCUGGUGGUGCUGCUGGUGGUGGUGCUGCUGGUGGGGGUGAUGGGACGGGGUCGUUGGCUGGUGAUUCGGUUUCUGCGACUGGCAGUGGGACAGGGAACAGUUUUCACAGGAGUGGGAGUGGGGGCGGCGGGGGGAGUGGGAGGGGGAAGGGGAGGGAGAGGGAGGGGAGGCUGAUGAGGAGGCCCACUAAAUGGGUGGGGGCGGACAAGGCAGCGGUGGGGCUGCGGCAGGUGGUGCAGGUGCUGGCUAGAGCAGGCCACUUCGACCGCUGCUUUGACAUUUACAGGUCGGUGCGGGAGGACUGUGUGCGGGAGACGAUAAAGGCGUUGGAGGUGGAGCCUAUAAGGGGUACGGCGCAUGUGAACCAGCUGCCGUGGCAGCAGCUGCAGCACACCAUGACCGACUGGCUCAGGGACUGUCGCCUGCUGCUGCGCACAAUAAUGGAGGAGGAAUUCUCCCUUGCCACUUCCAUCUUCGGCAUACUCCACUCCACCGCACAGCACCGCACUGCCAGCCGCCGGGAACCCUCUCAACUCCUGCAAACCCCUUCCUCCACCUCCUCCUCCACCACAGCCACCAGCACCACCCUAUCCAACCCUCGCCUCCCUAGCCACCGAUCCUCCAGCAUCCGAACCACAGCCAGCAAGUCCGGGAGGUCCGGGAGCACCCGGACCUUGAGGCUGGGUGACGAGGCUGCGGCAGACUCGGGGAGGGCGAUCUCCCUCAAGAUAUUGCGGCAGGCGGGGAUGCCAAGGACGCUGUCGACGCUGAUGCACAACGCCAACACGCUCACGGCUGCCCAGGCCACGCCUGAGCGGCUCUUCCUGCUGCUCGACAUGGCUGCUGCUGUGGAUGAGCUCAUGCCGCAGGUGGAGCGGCUGGUGUGCUGGUCGGACAGCGAGGGGCUGCUGGCGGAGUGGCGGGGGCUGACGCGGGGUGUGGCCAAGGCGGUGCUGGGCACGUUUGAUGCUCUCACCGCCACGCUGCAGGUGCCCGUGGAGCAGCCAAGACGGAACAAGUGGCGGUUGUUCCGAGGGGAGGGCAGCAGCAGUGGCAAGGAGGGCGGGGGAGGGGGCGGGUACCCACCGGGGUGGGGCGUGGAGAAGAGUGGGGGCGUGCAUGCGGUCACCAGCUAUGUCAUCAACUACAUUGCCACCUACCUGGGCAGGAGUGCCACGUCAUCACGGGCGUAUGGGUACGGUACGAUGCUGGAGAAGCUGCUGGAGACGCAUGGGCAGGGGCGGAGCAUGGAGGAGGAAACCAUGAAGGUGGUUGAUGCGUUGGUGCGAAACAUGGAGGCAAGGGCGUCUACCUGCAACAACCCGCUGCUCAAGUCCCUCUUCCUCGUGAACAACGUCCUCUACAUCAACCGGUUGAGUGAGAAGAUUCACCUGCCCCUGGAGAAUCAGAAGCUGCUGGAGGCCCAAUCAAAGGCCUUCAGGGAGGCUGGGUUGCAGAAGGUGACGGCAUCGUUGGGCGGGCGAGGAAGGAGUGCCACCAUGGAACCCAGUGAAGUCAACCGUCGUCUGCACCGGUUCAACAUCGCGUUUGAGGACCUGGCGUUGGAGCAGAAGGACUGGGUGAUCUGCGACGGUGCGUGGCGCAAGACCACCGUGCACGAAUGGGCGGCGCACCUCAAGCACAUCUACGAGGAGUUUCUUGAACCUCACAGUGAGUGCCUGCACACACUCUCCUCCUACCACUGGGAGGCAGACGCCAUGGAACGGCUCUUUAACGAUCAUCUCCUGUUCCUUCCCGAUUCUUGUAUUCGUUUCGUCUCAUUCUAUCCCUCACGUCAUCUCCGCCCUUUUCCCCGAUUCCCCUUCUCUCGGCGGAUACCUACUCCUUUGCAAACCGCGGCUCUGGCGCGCGCAGGGUCGUACCGCACCGAGGGUAAGACGGUGGUGGUGGGCGCAAAGUGGAGGGUGAGUCCGUGGCGGUACAACGUCCUUUACUGGAAGCAACCCACCGUCCGCGCUGGAGACGUCCUCGUGUUCCGAUGGCGGUUCCUGCCGAAAGACGUCUGGCUGAUGCACACAAGGGCCGCCUACACUAACUGUGAUUUCUCUGCCGGAAGCGCCACCAGGAAGACUGGGAUCUCUUUCACCGGGACAUACAAUUACAAGGUGCCAAGUUCAGCAGCAGGGACCACCUUAUACUUUGGCAGCAGUGUGCUAUGGCAGUGCACAAUAGGGAAGCUGAAGGUGGCUAUUAGAAUUGUUUCCCCUGACGUACAAUCCAAGUUGGCCGCCGUGUCGCUGCAGGGUAAGACGGUGGUGGUGGGCGGAAAGUGGAGGGCGAGUCCGUGGCGGUUCAACGUUCUCUACUGGAAGCAACCCACCGUCCGCCCUGGAGACGUCCUCGUGUUCCGAUGGCGGUUUGUGCCGCAUGACGUGUGGCUGAUGAACUCAAGGAAAGCCUACGUCAACUGCGAUUUCUCUGCCGGCAGCGCCACCAGGAAGACUGGGAUCUCUUUCACUGGGAAAUACAGGUACAAAGUGCCAAGUUCAGCAGCAGGAACCACAUUAUACUUUGGCAGCAGUGUGCUAUGGCAGUGCGCUGCAUGGAAGAUCAAGCCCUCCUACUCCCCCCUUCGCCCUGUUCUAGCUCGCAUUCAAUCCGCUCUCCGUACCCUCUCUUUCGCGUCAUCCCCCUACCUUUUCCGCAAAUCCCCGUGUUCCCCGAAUAUCCUGCUCUUUCCGCAACUACUUCUGGCGACCGACUUGCGCUCAGGCUUCUACGUCACGGUAGCUGAGGGCAAGAAGGUGGUGGUGGGCGGAAAGCGGAAGGCGAGUCCGUGGCAGUACAACGUCAUCAACUGGAAACAACCCACCGUCAAAGCUGGAGACGUCCUCGUGUUUCGGUGGCGGUUCCUGCCGCACGACGUGUGGGUGAUGAACUCUGAGACCGCCUACACCAACUGCGACUUCUCCGCUGGUAGUUCCACCAAGAAAACGGGCAUCUCCGUGACCGGCAAAUACAAGUUCACAGUGCCAAGUUCAGCAGCAGGAACCACAUUAUACUUUGGCUGCAGUGUACCAGGCCAUUGCCUUGCAGGGAAGAUGAAGGCGGCUAUUAGAAUUAGUACCGCCACUGCCCCCACCACUGCAACCGCCACCACCGCUGCCCCCAGCCAGCCUUGCAUCUCGCCACACGCUUGCCAUCCCAUCCGCCACACGCUUGCCAUCCGCCACACGCUUGCCAUCCGCCACACGCUUGCCAUCCGCCACACGUCACCCUUUUUCACUCUUACCUUUGGCUUCUCCGUCAGCCAUGUUGCAUCCAUUCGCUUCUUGCACCUCCUUUCCCCCCUACUUGCGUCUCUCCCCGAAUACUCCCCACCACUCUAUCUCCCUCCCCACCACCCCCUGUUCCGUUCUCCCAUCCCCUCUCGCCAAUCUUCUUCCUCCAUGAGCACAGGCCAAGACAUCCCCUCUGCCUACCUCUUCGCUCUCCCCUCCUUGUGCCUCUUCCUCCUCCCCUCCUCGUUCGCCCCUCCCUCCCCACUGAGCAUUGUUCCCCUGGCGCAUGGCAUGUUCCGGUGGCGCAUGGCAGCGCAUGACGUGUGGCGUCUCAGGGACCUGGCAGCCUACACCAACUGCACCUUCGCCACGGGCAAGAGGCUCAAGCACGUGCACAUCUCCGAGCGCUACAAGUACAAGGUGCCACGGACAGCAGCGGGCACAACUCUCUUCUUCGCCUGCAGCGUGGACGCUCACUGCAGCGCCUACCACAUGAAGACAGCAAUCCCCAUCUCGCCCUAG
Messenger RNA from Closterium sp. Naga37s-1, 7719 nucleotides. The record is from the annotation of a GenBank genome assembly. NCBI's taxonomy places the organism in Eukaryota, Viridiplantae, Streptophyta, Zygnematophyceae, Desmidiales, Closteriaceae.